AUGAGCAAAGGAGGACACGCUGCUACGACAGAGAGCUUUGUUGUGUUUGGCACUGCAUUCCCGGAAACAACAGAAAAGGACAGACGUGCUGGACGAACAGAUGCUGGCCAAUUCGUGCCAACGUGGAAACAAGAAGCCAGAGACGAACAAGGUCGACGACGAUUUCACGGUGCCUUCACAGGCGGUUUUUCAGCAGGCUACUUUAAUACAGUUGGAUCAAAAGAAGGCUGGACGCCCACUAACUACGUAUCAUCUCGCAAUGCACGUAAUGAGAGAAAAGAAGCCAGACCAGAAGAUUACAUGGAUGAAGAGGAUUUGGAGGCAAUGGCAGGUGCACGCAAACUCGUCGCCACAGAGGAAUUUGACAUCUUGGGCGGCACAGAACGUGAAUUAGCUGCUCGACGCAAACAGCAACAGGAAGAGGAAGCUCGAGGGGGUGGAUUGGACUUUCUGGGAUCCAGUUUGAUAAACAUGUUUGGACCUCCCAAGGAUUCUGUGGGUGUGCGAUUGCUGAGAAAGAUGGGAUGGAGACCAGGACAAGGCAUUGGACCUCGUAUCAAGCGACGCAUAGAUGAUGAGGAUGAUGAAGAAGAAGAAGAUGACACCCUGAACAACAUGACAUUUGCACCUCGAGAUACACCCAUUGAGAACUUCCAAGCCAAGAGAGAUACGUAUGGCUUAGGCUUUGAUUUAUCGACCUCUGUGCCUGAAGUAGCCGAGAUGAAGCGACUGCGUGAAUUGGCAAGGCAAAAAGAGAUCAGUGGUCAAGAAGUGGACAAAAAGAAUCGAUCCUCGUUUGGCGUGUUUGAUACUGCAGGACGGAAAGUAGAAGCUUUUGGGUUAGGCGCACUGGAAGAUGAUGACGACGAAGAAGACGUGUACAGAACAGACACAGCCAACUACCACACUGCUUUGUAUGAUGAUGAAGGUGGGCUGACACGAGAUCAAGUCCUGAUGCAAUCCAUGAAGCGCAAAAGAGAGCAGAUGGAGGAAGCAGAGAAAUCAAAGCAUUUGUUGACCUGUUCAGAUGGCAGACCGCCCCUCAAGGGAUUCCAUGUGUCCGAUAAACCACAGCAGAUUGGAAAAUGGCACGCCCCUCCCAAAGUGCCUGCUGACUUUACUGGACAAAAUGUGGUCAAAGAAGAUCAAGAUAACCAAACAAAUGCACCCAAGAUAUCACAGGAGAGCUUAUUUUCAUUUGAAGAACGAGGCAAUGCAUUAGGUGAAAAGCCGAUUGAGCAACGUUCUGUGUUUGAUUACAUGCCCAAGCACUCCAAGGACAAGUUGAAUCAAGCAGUCAGUUACUUUAUUGAUAUCGGCAAAGACAAAUCGCAGUUGUCUGAAUUCCCUACCAUUCCAAAGGAUGUUGCCAAAUUAGCGUUGCAAGGGUUCAUGCCAUUUGGUGAUAAUCUCAAGAAACAAGCACGCUAUCGCAGUUAUCUGGAGAACCAAGCUGGUAUGCUAACGGAAGACGGCGUGCCCAAGACAGUGCUUCCUAUACCCGAGGGACUCACCUAUGAAAUGGGCAUGAAAGAGCUGGAUGAAUUCGCAAAGGCAGCACGUAUCUUUAGGCCUAUCAGCGCCAUGAUGAGUGGACGAUUCACAUCUGCAUCACAGACAUCCAAGAACAUUGAAGUCGUCAACUUUGAAGGUGGACUCAAAACAGAAGAGCAGUACAGAAAGGAAAAAGAACAACAUAUCAAGGAGCAACCCAAGCCCGAAAGAAAGCAAUUGAGUCAGGAAGCAGAAGCAGCAGCAAUGAAGAUGUUUGGUAGUCUCACUCGCACCGUCAAGCCAUUUUAUCCCAAUCGAUUGGUAUGCAAGCGAUUCAAUGUCAAAGAUCCACAUCCCAACCAUGAUCACACAGCGGAUAAAGCAGCAGGUCGCACGCAAGGCGGCAACAAGGACGCUCUCAGCAAGGAAUCCAUGGAUAGUAUUCUCAACGAACGACUCCCGCUUCAACAAACAUUCACCUCCGUGUCAGAAAUGACAGCAUCUUUAGCUCAACCUGACGAUGAUCCCAUGAUGAAGGCAGUGGUACCAAAACCAUCCCAGAGAAAGGAAGAUUCCACAGCACCUACCACAGGCAUCGAUACCGCGAAGACAAAAGACGCAGACGAGGACGAAGGGCCACCUUUGGACUAUGAGAGACCCUCCAUGGAUAUUUUCAAGGCUAUCUUUGAUGAUUCAGACUCUGAAGAAGAGGAGGGGCAAGACGGACAGACGGCGGAAGAAACAGAAACUCGUGAGAACACUGCAGUAGUGUCAAGUACGACAGCAUUAGAUCAAGAUGACUUUAUAGGUCCUCCCAUGCCUCCUCGACCUGCAACAGCUGAUAUACCCUUAACAACAGCUUCAACAUCAUCGUCACCGAAUGUUGAGCCGUUUAGACCAAUGUUCAAAAGAGCAUCUGAAAGAAAAGAUCCAUCCGCAUCCUCGUUACUGCCACAAGUCAUAUCGGAGCAAGUGGUUGUGCAACCGUUCAAACCUAGAUCAAGCAGACAGAAAAGACGACAAAUUGAUGUUUCUGACGAUGAGGAGCACGGAGAGCAAGAUAGACACAGGAAGAAAGAACGCAAUCGUAGUCGCAGCCCCAGCCCGAGUCCUGAUCGCAGCCGUCGAGAUAGAAAGAGUAGCAGUAAAAAGAGCAAAAAGAGCAAAAGCAACAGCAGACAAGACAGGUCGAGAUCCAGAGACGAUGAUCGAUCUAGCAGCAGUAGACGACACGGUGACAGUAAAAAGAGAAAGUCUGAUAAAGAGAGCCGCCAUAGUAGUAGUAGUAGUCGACACCACAGACACCAUAAAUCCAGUCGACACAAGCACAAAGAAGAACAGGACGAUUUAGAAGCCUUUUGGGUGGAAAAGGAAAGCAGCAGCAGCCAUGUAAUACAAGAAUCUGAUAAACCUGCCAAGGGAGGAAGAAUGAGUGCUGCUGAUAUGUGGUAG
This is a messenger RNA of Mucor velutinosus, 2946 nucleotides long. RefSeq lists its product as uncharacterized. Gene Ontology annotation, biological process: mRNA processing. Gene Ontology annotation, molecular function: RNA binding. NCBI's taxonomy places the organism in Eukaryota, Fungi, Mucoromycota, Mucoromycetes, Mucorales, Mucoraceae. The transcript has 3 exons. Gene Ontology annotation, cellular component: nucleus. The coding region runs from base 1 to 2946 and encodes 981 amino acids. The record is from RefSeq and is a predicted model, not a curated record.